AAAAAACUUGUAACACUGUGCGAGAAGGGUUUCUAAAUGCGGUGUCCCUUUUGCAAUCUUCGUCUCUGGGCUCUUCGUGCUCAUCGUCUGCAAAAUAAAAAUGAGCCUCUUUCAAAAUCCAUGCGAUCCCCGUACUCGUCAUCUCGCUUGCUCUCUGGCAUCUUCGCAAUCUUCGUCCUCUUUCUAAUAACUAGAACUUCGUCCUCCUCUUUCUUUUUUCCUUAACCUCUCUUUCCAGUACUUGUCUUGUCUGUAAUCUCUAUUAUACCAUUAUCAAGCCAGUGAUCAUAUCUUUCCAAGCUCUCUAACCCAUCUCUCUGUGUCAUCUUUUCCCACCACCUACUCACUUUUACCUCUUCUUCAUCCCCACCUCAUCAAAUCCUCAAUUUUAGGGUUUUGUUUUUAUUUUUCCUGUAUUCAAUUUUUUUUAUAUUCUUUCUCCGAUAACUUUCCCUCGAGUAUCUACCUUUUAGUCUUCAUUUUAUGCCCUUGGCCUGUUCAUUUCACUACAGUUCUGUUCGAUCUCUUCUUUUUCUUCCACCUUCCAGAUUUUCUGAAACCCCUUGGAUCCCCAGCACAUUUCUUCCGCGUUUUCUCUGUUUUAGCAUGUGGUUACGUGUCCAGCCACUCCUUCUUUACCUUUCUGCUUAGGGAAUCUCUAUCCUUAGCAAUCUCUAUACUGCUUCUCUAUUUACUGCUUUCCUUUGUGUCAUACAUGGCAUACCACCAGAUCCAGGGUCACACGCCCACGCCUGGAUCCAAUUCAAGUUCUGGAUUUCAACCAAUAAGCUCCCCUUUUGGUGAUACGACUUAUACCAAAGUAUUUGUUGGAGGAUUGGCGUGGGAGACCCAGAGCGAAACCAUGCGCCGAUACUUUGAGCAGUUUGGCGACAUUCUUGAAGCUGUUGUAAUUACUGAUAGGAAUACAGGCCGAUCCAAAGGCUAUGGUUUUGUGACUUUCCGGGAUCCUGAGGCUGCUAGAAGAGCCUGCGCUGAUCCAACUCCUAUCAUUGAUGGAAGGAAGGCCAAUUGUAACCUGGCUUCACUUGGCCGACCAUGGCCUCCUGUGCCAUAUGGACGGAUAAGGCCAGCUGCUGCUUACAUGGGAAAUUUGCAACCAGCCCGAAAUCCGUAUGUUGGAAGUUUUGGCUAUCAGCAGCCACCUUCUUACAACUAUCAACAAGGAUUGGUUUAUCCUCAUUAUGGGUAUCCAACAUAUGGACCUGAAUAUGUAUACCCACAGGGUUUGUACAACCCAUAUACGGGCCAGCAAUACGUUCAGAUAUAUGGAGUGCCUGGUGCAGUGAAUAAUGCUAUUUAUCCUUAUGGGCAGUUAGGUCAAGCUAUUCCCAGUAGUCAUGGUUAUGCAGGAAUGCAGGGCUAUGCUGUAACUGGUCAUCACAUUGUGCCUUAUGGUGGAACCAAUGUUAAUGCCCUGACUACUUCACCUAUGCCUACCAUUCAAGUACCAUAUCCCAGUGAUCAAUGUGAUUGGUAUACAUAUUGGUUUUUCCAGGAAUUGCUGCACCAGUUCCCGGACAACCACAAUUUAUUGUCCCUGCGCCUUCUCAGUUUAUGCAAGGUACUGGUCCUGACCAAGCAGCUGGGUGAGGGGGCGAUUAAGGUAUCCUUAGUUUGCAGCAGGACUAAGAGCAGUGGAUCUGCUACGUGUGUGGCGGGCUUCCAAUCUAGCCUUGCAAGUUAUAUAUAUUGCAUUCUAGAGGUUAUAUUUAGUCAUGCUCACCAUCUAGUUGGGUCGGAGUUUCUCCGGGCGCAGAAGGAAACUGGAAGAUGCUGGCUGCGUUUCCAUUUGGACAUUUAUAUAGUGUAUUUAUACAAUUAUACCCCAUGCUACAAGCGCUCAGGAAGAGUGGCAGUAGUAUUGGAUCAAUGGGUGCUGGAAAGGGUUUCCAGCGGCCAUGUAGAAAUGUGAUUUUUUUUUAGUCUUGUCCUGUGUUGAGUUUGUAGAUAGUUGUCAAUGUUUAUUAACUGUGUGAUAAAGGAUGGUCAAUUUCACUGAAUACGAUUUUUGUGUAUAUAGUAGUUGCUAGAAUAUCUGCCAGAAAUUUGGGGUCCAAUUAUGAUUUGUAAGAAUCUGUCUUAAAAUUAGGGUAGCAUGAUCGGGAAUUUUCAACAGAGAAGAUUGAUUUGGUUUCU
Molecule: messenger RNA, 2157 nt
Organism: Prosopis cineraria
Lineage: Eukaryota; Viridiplantae; Streptophyta; Magnoliopsida; Fabales; Fabaceae
Exons: 8
Coding region: 716-1933 (405 amino acids)
Molecular function (GO): RNA binding
Source: RefSeq, a predicted model, not a curated record